AUGUGUUACUUCCUUUCCCAACACGUGGCCAACAAGCUUUCCAGUGAGGAGGCGGUGAAGAGAGUUUUAGCUGGGGAGAAGGGGGAUCCAAGAGGAAGGGCCCCUCGAACCUCCAAGGUGUCUGAAUCUGACAGUAAGAAUAUGAAGGAAGAAUACUCCAGAAGCCAGGAGGUUAGAAGAAGCUCUGGUGCGAGCUCAGAGCGGAGACCGAAGGAGGAACCGAAAGAAGACAGCAAGCUGAGAGAGAAGAGCCAGGAGAAGGCCAGGGAGGGCGACAGGGACCGGAGACAGGGAGAGCGUGAGAGAGUCCGGGCGAAGGCCAGGCAGGACGGGGACAGGGAUCGAGGUAACAAGGACCGGGAGGCCGAGCGAGAGGCGGGGAAGGACAAGGACCGGGAACGGCGAAGAGCCAAAGGUGGAGAGCACGCUGGGGACUGCAACAGGGAGAAGAGGCGAGAGCCGGACAAGCCGGAGAAAAAGGCACGGACAAGUGUGUGUAAAUGUGGGAGUGUGCGUGUCACAGUGCGUGUGUGCAGUCCGCUCUUCCCACCUCUGCGUGGGUUCUGGGUUCAAAUUUAGGUUGUUGUGUUUGUGUGACAGAUGCUUUUCCUGGCAGUCUGUCUCGCUGGCCCAGUUUUAAAAAUUGUAAAUGUUUUUAUUCCUCAACAGCAGUUUCAGCCAUUUGCCAAGGUGUUUUUCCAUAAGCUUCCAGCCAGGCCCCACUUCGUACCCACAGAGCACACUCUGGCUAUAACUUUCGGUAGCUGUUGAAUU
This is a messenger RNA of Nannospalax galili (Upper Galilee mountains blind mole rat), 774 nucleotides long. Its product is annotated as TRAF3-interacting protein 1-like. The coding region runs from base 1 to 579 and encodes 192 amino acids. The transcript is spliced from 2 exons. NCBI's taxonomy places the organism in Eukaryota, Metazoa, Chordata, Mammalia, Rodentia, Spalacidae. The record is from RefSeq and is a predicted model, not a curated record.